Anneissia japonica is the source of this 1813-nucleotide messenger RNA. Its product is annotated as cyclin-dependent kinase 1-like. The record is from RefSeq and is a predicted model, not a curated record. Gene Ontology annotation, molecular function: ATP binding; RNA polymerase II CTD heptapeptide repeat kinase activity; cyclin-dependent protein serine/threonine kinase activity. NCBI's taxonomy places the organism in Eukaryota, Metazoa, Echinodermata, Crinoidea, Comatulida, Comatulidae. Gene Ontology annotation, biological process: mitotic G2 DNA damage checkpoint signaling; G2/M transition of mitotic cell cycle; protein phosphorylation. Gene Ontology annotation, cellular component: nucleus.
GAGAAGGCAGCCACAUCAAUUAAUAUGGACAAGUACCUGAAGAUCGAGAAAAUUGGAGAAGGUACAUAUGGAGUAGUUUACAAAGGCAGACACAAGGAGAGCGGCAUGAUUGUAGCCCUAAAGAAGAUUCGACUUGAAAGCGAGGAAGAAGGCGUUCCAAGCACAGCAAUUAGAGAGAUUUCCCUUCUAAAAGAAUUAGUCCAUCCAAACAUAGUAACAUUACAAGAUAUCUUAAUGCAAGAGUGCAAAUUAUACCUAGUAUUUGAGUUUCUUACUAUGGACCUAAAGAAAUACAUGGAUAGUCUCAAAGGAUCCCUAAUGGAGCCAGAUCUAGUGAGGAGUUAUUUACUUCAAAUCUUGGAAGGUAUAGUGUUCUGUCACUCAAGACGGAUACUUCACCGAGACUUAAAACCCCAGAAUCUGUUAAUUGACAACAAAGGGACAAUCAAACUUGCAGAUUUUGGCUUGGCACGAGCAUUUGGUAUUCCAGUGAGAGUAUACACCCAUGAGGUGGUCACUUUAUGGUACAGAGCACCUGAAGUCCUACUGGGUUCUGCCAGGUAUUCCACACCUGUUGAUGUCUGGAGUAUUGGCUGUAUCUUUGCUGAAAUGGCCACAAAACGUCCUCUCUUCCACGGUGACUCUGAAAUCGAUCAGAUAUUCCGUAUCUUCCGUACCCUUGGAACACCGAAGGAAGAUACAUGGGCGGGGGUAACAUCUCUACCAGACUACAAAAAGAACUUCCCUGAUUGGAAGACCAACAAUCUGAAGUCCACUCUCAGCAAACAUUUGGAUAACCCUGGUUUAGACCUACUAGAGAAAAUGCUAAUCUACAACCCAGCCAAAAGAAUUUCAGCUAAGGCAGCCUUGAAACAUGCCUACUUAAGUGACUUGCAGAUCAAGUCAUAGUCACCGGUGAUUAAUUUGGUGAUAAAACAACAGGACUGAAGAGACUAAUAACUGAUGAAAAAUGACAAUUUGUUAUUCUAUAUUUAUGGCAAUGUAAUAUACAAAGAUUAAUUAACCUUUGUUGAACAUUUUUAACUAAACUAAUAUGAAAGGAGAUCUCAAAUCAGGGAUUCAUAAAGAAGAAGACUAUCAUGUAUAUCUUUGUUGAAACAGUUAACUUGUAUAAAAGAAUGGUUUCAGGAACACAUUUGAAUUGAUGGACUAUGUCAUGAGGUCAAAUCUAGUUGCUAAUGUAUUUUCUAAUGUACAAUAUGCCUCAAUUCAUAAUGAAGGGAGUCGAUCUAUUUGCUCAGCAAUGCAAAUAACAUAAACAAUUGAGAUUUGUUAACAAUUUGUGCAGUAAAUCUACACCAAGAACAAGUAGUACGGUAGCAAAACUAUUAUUUUUAGGUGUCUUUGAACUUAGUUGUGUGGUAUUAGGUCUAGUUAUAUUUUUUUUAUACAACUAUGUAAUUUCUAUAAACUGUCUGUGGAAAAGAAUAAACAUCUUAAAUAAAUUAAUUUAAUCUACCUUUACUAAAUAUAUUCUAGACCAUUAACUGUUUGUACAUGUACUGUUGUUAAAGCCAGUUCAUUGUAAGUUGAAUAUAUUUUGCAUAAAAUACAGCUAUAAAGCUGUUGAAAAAAUAUUUUGGAUCAAAACUGAAGCAUAAAGAGGUUUGCAUUACGUUUUCAAGAACAUUGCACUAUAAUUUGACUUUGGUAGUUGCAUACAAUAAGCACUAUACAGUUAUAUAUAAAACGGUGGUGCAUGUCUAAAUUUGUGUAAAGGAAGGUAGAACAAUAAGAAGUACUGAUUUAUGUACUGUAAUUACAUUUGAUGAGAUUAAAUAUACAGCUUGUA